CUUUACAUAAGAGCUGCUGCUCUAAUUCACUUCUGAUGAGAGAGAGACUCCCUGAUGAUUCCCUCUUCUGGAUGUGACCACGAUGAACGGCGAGCAGCUCCAGAGCCGUUGCGAUGGGGAAGCCUCAGCGUCCGCAGCCAGCGGCACCGGGGACGUGGACCCCCUGCCGGUUCCUCGGCUCCUCCGGAUCAGCAACGUCACCUGUGAUUCGUUCAACAUCGGCUGGGACAUGGAGGGGGGGGGCCGAGAGGGGAUCACCCACUACUUCAUUGACCUCAACAAGAAGGAGAACAAGAGCUGCAACAAGUUCAAACACAAGGACGUGCCGACGAAGCUGGUGGCGAAGGCGGUCCCCCUGCCGAUGACUGUGAGAGGCCAUUGGUUCCUGAGUCCUCGCACGGAAUACACCGUCUCCGCCCAGACGGCCGCCAAGCGGCUGGACGGGGACUACGCCGUCUCUCGGUGGAGCGAGAUUGUGGAGUUCUGCACCGCAGAUUACUCCACCCUGCAGCUCAACCAGCUGCUGCAGAAGGCGGAGGCCAUCGCCGGCCGCAUGCUGCCGUUUACCGUCUUCUACAGAAACCAUCAGAAGGACUACUUCUACCAGGCCAGCACGUCCUACCGCUCCAGGGACGCUCAGUGCCGCCGCAUGCUGCCGGCGGUCAAAGACCACAGCGGCAGCCACGGCUCGCCCAUCAGCGGGACCCUGGAGGGGGUCUUCUUCAGCUGCAACACGGAGUUCAACACGGGGAAGCCUCCCCAGGACUCGCCGUACGGACCCUACCGCUUCCAGAUCGGAGCAGACCUCCUUUUCGACCAGAACACCAACGUCUACUUUGGUGAUUUCUACUGCAUGUACACGUCCUACCACUACGUGGUCCUGGUCCUGGCCCCCGAGGGCUCCUCUGGAAACGCCUUCUGCAAGGGCCGACUUCCGGCGCUUCACCCAUCCGACAACCACUUCCUGAGGCGCGUGGAGGGGGCUGACGGCUCGCUGUCCUUCCUCCAUGCCCAGGACGUCCUACUGGAGGUGGUCUACACGGAUCCGGUGAACCUGUCCUCGGGGGCAGUGGAGCCGAUCGGUGGGCAGCAGCUCACCAGUCAGUCCACCGUCAACGCCAAGAAGGACCCCAGCUGCAAGGUGUGCAACAUCAGCGUGGGCCGCUAACUGCUAACCGCUAACCCCCCCCCCCGCUAUGUGUAUGCACAGUGUGUGUGUAUAUUUAUAAUAAAUAAAUAAUAGAUGAAGACAA
Molecule: messenger RNA, 1253 nt
Organism: Gasterosteus aculeatus aculeatus (three-spined stickleback)
Lineage: Eukaryota; Metazoa; Chordata; Actinopteri; Perciformes; Gasterosteidae
Product: phytanoyl-CoA hydroxylase-interacting protein-like
Cellular component (GO): cytoplasm
Molecular function (GO): protein binding
Source: RefSeq, a predicted model, not a curated record